Molecule: messenger RNA, 1641 nt
Organism: Toxorhynchites rutilus septentrionalis
Lineage: Eukaryota; Metazoa; Arthropoda; Insecta; Diptera; Culicidae
Gene: Rpn5
Product: 26S proteasome non-ATPase regulatory subunit 12
Exons: 4
Coding region: 168-1556 (462 amino acids)
Cellular component (GO): proteasome regulatory particle, lid subcomplex; cytoplasm; nuclear proteasome complex
Source: RefSeq, a predicted model, not a curated record
CUGUCAAAGUCGUUUCGCAUCGAAUUUCGCUUGCUCAUGUUCUUCAAAGCGGUUGCGAGUUAAAGAAGUGUUGAACUUUUGUGAUUUGUGAUUGAGAUUGAUUUAAAAUUUGAACUGUAAUCCACUAAUUUCGGAGGCAUAAACGUAAAUCAAGCAUCAGGAUCGGAAUGGAUCAAAACAUGGAUAUAAAUGCCUUCGAGGGUCGCAUCGUUAAGAUGGAAGUGGACUAUAGUGUCACUUGCGACGAGAAAAUACCCCUGUGCAAAGAGAUGGCCAAAAACGAGAACAAAUUUAACGAAGCGCUCGAAAUCCUGUUGCAGCUGGAAAAACAAACCCGAAUCGGUGCCGAUAUGGUGUCCAGUUCGAGAGUAUUGAUUGCAAUUGUUCAGAUCUGUUUCGAAGCUGGCAAUUGGAACUAUCUGAAUGAGUACAUAACGAUUCUCGUGAAGAGACGGUCUCAGUCGAAGCAAGCGGUGGCCAAAAUGGUCCAGGAAUGUUGUACCUAUGUGGAUAAAACGCCGGAUAAGGAAACGAAAUUGAAGCUGAUUGACACGCUGCGAACCGUGACCGAGGGUAAAAUUUAUGUUGAGGUGGAGCGCGCAAGGCUUACGAAAAUGUUGGCUGAUAUCAAGGAAGCUGAUGGAGAUGUAACCGGUGCGGCAUCGAUUAUGGAAGAGCUUCAGGUGGAAACAUAUGGUUCGAUGGACAAAAGGGAGAAGGUUGAGCUGAUUCUGGAACAGAUGAGAUUGUGUCUGGCGAAGCAAGAUUUUGUGAGAACUCAAAUUAUCGCAAAGAAGAUUAAUAUUAAGUUUUUCAAUGAGGCCGAGCAACAAGACUUGAAACUGAAGUAUUACGAUCUGAUGAUUCGACUGGAUCAAGAUUCUUCAUUCAUAAAAACGUCUAGACAUUAUUUGGCCGUGGUAGAUUCGGAAUUGAUAGCAAAAGAACCCGAACGACGACAGAAAAUGAUGAUCUAUGCAGUGCUAUAUUGCAUCCUGUCGCCAUAUGAUAAUGAGCAAGUUGAUAUGAUGCAUAAUUUAUCUAAAAACAAAUUGCUGGAGGAGCUGCCAGUCUACAAAGAAUUGCUGCGUCUGUUCAUGUGCAAGGAACUGAUCAAUUUCGAUGCCCUCUGCAACGUUUAUGGAACCGAAUUGAACACUUUUGACAUCUUCAAUCAGGAAACCAGCCAUGGAAAGAAGUGCUGGACGGAGCUUAAAAAUCGUCUCAUUGAGCAUAAUGUGCGCAUCAUCUCGAACUAUUACACCCGCAUAAAUCUCAAACGUAUGGCCGAGUUGCUGGAUUUGAGUGAGAAUGAAUGCGAAGAAUUUCUUUCCCGCAUGGUGAACGCGGGGACACUUAAGGUGAAAACGGAUCGCCCAGCCGGUAUUAUUCAUUUCUCCACCAAGAAGGCCGCAUCCGAGAUUCUGAACGAUUGGGCCUUCGGUUUGAACGAGCUGAUGAAUCUGGUGAACAAAACCUGUCAUCUGAUCAAUAAAGAGGAAUGCAUUAACAACGUGAUGCCGGUUCCUCCGGUCACAAACACUUCGUCUUCGUAAGAAAUUUGUUAUGCCCCGUGUUGGGCAGCAAGUCUAUCGAUGAUUUAAAUAUACAAAUAAAAUAACGUCAUUUUUUGUCGAUUAA